Camellia sinensis is the source of this 2203-nucleotide messenger RNA. NCBI's taxonomy places the organism in Eukaryota, Viridiplantae, Streptophyta, Magnoliopsida, Ericales, Theaceae. The record is from RefSeq and is a predicted model, not a curated record.
UCAUUUCAGAUCCGGGGGAUUCUGCUUUACAAAAGCUCAGAGGCCGAACUUCCAAUGGCGUUGUGAGCAGACAACAGAGAGAAAAAAAAAAAAUCCCACCUACUCCAUUGAAAGAUAAUUCAACCUCUAUCAAAUCGAUUCACACAGAGAGAGAGAGAGACCUUUAUUUGUCACUCGUCUCAGUCACUCUUCAUCAUCACCAUCAUCAUCAUCAUCAUCGAUCCACUCCAACUUUCUGGCCUGUUCAGAUCUGAUCGUUGAAUCGACGACUGCUGCUUUGAAGAGAUCAAGGACGACUUGUUUUGCUGGUUCUUGUCGAUCUACAUAUAUGCUUGACGUAUGGUUUGGAUUUACUGAAAUCAACGCAAAUCUGCUCAGUUUUUGGUGGUUAUGGAGAAGAUCCAGAGGUAUUUUUAGAGUUUAGUAUAGAUCUUGAAUGUUAAUGUGUUAGAAUCGGCUUAACUGGAUCGAGUAAUCGUAGUUGGACUCGCGGAUAAAUUUCCUAUGGAGACUCUUCUUGUUGUUGCUCAGCAUCAGAAUCAAUACUACAGUAGAAGCACCCGGGCUCAUAAUGGCCCUGCAACAUGUGGAUCAUUUGGAUCCCCUCCUUCGAUAGGUUUCAAAGAUAUCAAUUGCCGAACUUUCCAAUCCGGAGAAGGGAUACUCCCAACCCCGUUAAAGGCUUGUAUUAGUACUGUAACCAAACAGGAAUGUUGUUCUUCCCCCAAAACACCAUCUCUGAAAUCUCAGUUCAAUGAAUCUAAAAACUUGAAAAGAACUGUGACGAGUAGUACUAGUGUACCCAUUCCUAUCAACACUAAAUCUGAUCGUAACAAGAAGGGGUUUUUCAAUGAUGAGAUUGCUUUCUCUGAGCUCUGGGCUGGACCAGCUUAUUCCAAUUCCCCUCCUCCUAGUUCUCUGCCUAUACCUAAAUUUUCACUUCGUCCCAAAAGGACUGUAUCACUUGACUUGCCUGCUUCAUCAGCUUCUGAUAUCGAUUUUCAUCCCAUAGCUAAGUCUGCACCCCCUUCACCCACAAGGGACCAUAGCUACUCUACUAGAGCUCUCUUUCACAGUGCUGACUCUGCGACGAAGACCCUCCGUCGCAUUCUCAAUCUGGACAUUUCAGAUGAAUGAAGCGUGAGGAGCGUCGGGCUGCUCCUGUAAAUAAACUAGUGUGCAAACUUGGGUAGUGGUAGAUUGUAAAUAGAGUGAAUAAAACAAGCCCGUAGUAGUGCGAUUCUCUUCAAGUUAAUUCAGUGAUUAUGUAGUGAGUGUAGACAAAAAUGAUGGUUGGUUGGUCAUCAAUCUCCAGAUAUUGCGUUGAAGUUUGAUGUGGGCUUUAUUUAUAUAUUGGGUUGGGUGUGACAUGGAUUGGAUGGCUGCUAAAAAUGUUUCAGAAGCAGAAAGGGGAUUAAUGGAUGGGGAUUUUCUAUCAAAUCUGUUUGAUUUCUGUAGUCCUUUGUUGUGGGUUCAGAAAAUUAACUACUCAAUUCCCAAUUCGGCUUAAAGGGAGGUUCAAUUCUAGUUGAUCGAUGAAGAUAUGAUACCUGGUUUAUUGUAUAAUCUCCUCACAGAAUUGCUGACUUUUACUUUGUUAGGUUUAGGGUUUUAGUUUCAUAUACUCUUGUGUAUACUAUAGAAUCCUGACCCCAUUACUUACAUCUUCUGUAGCAUAUAGUGUUUUGUUUUAUUGUUGUUAUGGUCACCUUUGGUCCUCAAUCGUGGCUCUAGUGUCCUAUGUUAGUUCUCAGAUAUAGCUUCACUUCUAGUUCAAUCCUGCCUGAAUUGACUACCUAAAAACAUUCCUUGCAUUCUUCUUCUACCCACCUCUUGUGCAUGCAAGGAGCCGGAAUGGGCUCCUCGCAUCUCGUUCCCUUCAUUUGCACCAUUUCUUUUAUUUUCUUUCUUUAGUUGGAUCUGACUCCUAUAUCUUCACUCUGAGGGAGUGUUGCCUUCCCCUUCACCAUCUUUUCUGUUUUUUGAUAAGGAAAGUGGGAAGGAGGAGUAGGUAGUCGCCGCAUCUGUUCUUUAUUAUGUAGACCCCCCUCGUAUGGAUAUCUGUGUUGCACUGCCCAAUUCUAAGGCCCCAUUAGUUUCAUAAUUUUCGACAGUGGGUAAUGCCACUUUGCUUCAGUCUUUGUAAAAGUUCAUCUGAGUUCUGUUCAUGGAGAUCGUUGAUCAUACCAAGCUAUUGACAAGG